Anopheles merus is the source of this 1527-nucleotide messenger RNA. Its product is annotated as protein trunk. NCBI's taxonomy places the organism in Eukaryota, Metazoa, Arthropoda, Insecta, Diptera, Culicidae. The coding region runs from base 253 to 1110 and encodes 285 amino acids. Gene Ontology annotation, molecular function: signaling receptor binding. The record is from RefSeq and is a predicted model, not a curated record. The transcript has a single exon.
CAGUGUAAAUCGACAAACGAUCGAGUGAAUCAAGGGACCAGUUUCGGGAAGAGUGGUAUUGAGUUCGGUGUGACCAGUUUGACAGCUUCGUCUGUCCCUUGGCUUCCAACAGUGUCCACAGUGUCUGUCUGUGUGUAUGAUAGUGUGUGCACGCGCUUCUGUGUGUUAUGAUUAGCCUCCGCUAGCGACUGGUCGUUGCCACAUCGCAUCUUUGUUUGUAUUUACCGACCCCAAACACAGUCCAGCCACACCAUGUUGCGGAGAGCACUGGUGGCCGCAAUGUUGCUCCUGCUGACACUGAUCCUGCUACAGUGCGACGGUCGUGCGCUGAAGCGAGGAUCGAACGACAACGACGAUGACGGUUACAGCUUCCUCUCAAAGCAGGGCGAGAACGCUUGCGGGCAGCUGCCACCGCCGGUGCUGACCGAAAUACUAGGACCGGCGUUCAAUCCACGCUACAUGAGCAUCGAGGAGCCACCGGUAGCGGACAGCGGUGACCACGCGAACCCGGCCGGCAAGCGAGACGCGGAACCGUUCCCCCCGUUCUACGUCGACGAUACGUACUCGCUCGAGCUGAGCAACAAGCCGGCCUGGGAGGUGAGCCACGUCUCCGAGUCGAUCCCGCACGGCGACGGGGAUGCACGGGUCCGAACCCGGCGCGAUCUGUUCAACGACAUCCUCGAGACGAUGGCGGAACCGGCAGCGGACACAACGGCAGCAGAGCCGGACGAUGGUAGCAAUCCGGCAGCAGCAGCCCGCCCGGUCCGAUCGUUCGGCGGCAAGGGACGCACGCGAUCGCCCGGUACCGGCGGUUCGCCCCGGCCCUGGGAGUGUGAGGCAAAGAUCCGGUGGAUCGACCUCGGGCCGGAGUACUUUCCGCGCUUCCUGCGGACGGUCGAGUGUACGCGGCAGAAGUGCUGGUACGGCCACUACUCCUGCCAGCCGCGCUCGUUCACGGUGAAGAUCCUGCGGCGGCGGACGGGCGAGUGCGUGCAGAGCGACCGGUUGCGGCGCAUCGGCGUCGACGGGCUGCCGGGCGAGCUGCGCGAGCUGUGGGUGUGGGAGGAGCGGGCCGUCAACUUUUGCUGUGACUGUGCGCCCGCCUUCUGAGGGCGGGUGCUGCUUUCCGGCCGGUGGCGAUGUUGUAUAGUUAAGCGUUUAUUUAAAAAAAAAACACAAAAAUACCAAACUCCUUCCUUCACCCCUUCCCCUCCCUCGCUUCUAAGCUCGCACAUCUUAAUGUUGACAUUCGGAUAAGUGGCCAAAAAACCCCUGCAGCAGUUUAGUUUUAAGAAAGACAGAGCCGUUGGAGCCGUGCCGGAACCGUGUACAUAUAGUCGUUAAGGGAGGGGUUUUCGGCGGAUAGCAGGAACCUGCGCCAAGACGAUCGUUUUGCCCGUUAUUUCGCUUGGGCGAGUCCUGCAGCCCAACAACACGAGCCGGGGCUGGGUGUACGUGCGCCUGACCAGGGUGCGCCUGUGUAGGUGUGUGUGUGUGUGUUGGGCGUGUGUGAUGACCGAAAUAAAU